Molecule: messenger RNA, 2549 nt
Organism: Sesamum indicum (sesame)
Lineage: Eukaryota; Viridiplantae; Streptophyta; Magnoliopsida; Lamiales; Pedaliaceae
Gene: IDD1
Product: C2H2-like zinc finger protein
Cellular component (GO): nucleus
Molecular function (GO): DNA-binding transcription factor activity
Source: RefSeq, a predicted model, not a curated record
GCGCACACACACACACACAGUUGUCGAUCUCUGUUUCUCUCUCCCUCAUAAACGCACACACACACACACACAUACAUACAUACACACACUCUCUCUCUCUCUAGUUUUUUAAGCCGCCGACUCCGUGGACGGCAAGAGUCAUUCUUCUAGCCGGCGGGACGACCCGGAGUUGUUUUCCGGAGAACCCAUUUAAAUUAUCUUCGUAGAUUUCUACAUCUAAUGCAACACCUGAGCAUCCAUCUCCGUGUAGCUAGAUUUCAGCCCCCAUGUAAUGGUAACCUUAGAAAUUUUAGUCAAACCCCAGAAGUUGUUGCUCUCUCCAUUUCCACCGGCGACCCUGUUCAGUACACUUAGGAAUUUCACUUAUUUUGUCCUCUUGUCUCACCGGCGAUCGAAAUUUCUUUGGUUUUUGGCUGGUUGUUUUAGCUUUAUUGUUGUUCUAGAUUUGGGUACUGGUAAGAAACUGGUUGUUGGGUGCUAAGUAUGAAAGACUGACAAAUAGAUACCCGAGCUUGAUAAGCUAAAAGAAAAUUCUAGAGAGCUGAAUUUUCUUCAAUAUAAAUGCCCACCUAAGAUUUUUUUCUUUGUAGCAAACCCAAAAAACAAAGAUCUCGCCGUUCCAUAUCUGCUGAUUUUGGAUAAUCUUCCACCAUGAAUGAUUCCACAGUUUCCGGUGAUUCCUCUUCGGGUAAUCAAGUAGCCCCUCCAAAAGCUGCCAAGAAGAAGAGAAAUCUGCCCGGAAUGCCAGAUCCUGAUGCUGAGGUGAUUGCUUUAUCACCGAAGACUUUGUUGGCAACGAACAGAUUUGUGUGUGAAAUCUGCAAUAAGGGUUUUCAGAGGGACCAGAAUUUGCAGCUUCAUCGGAGAGGUCAUAAUUUACCCUGGAAGCUUAGACAGAAGUCAAGUAAAGAUGUCAAGAAAAGGGUUUAUGUUUGCCCAGAACCGAGCUGCGUUCACCACGACCCAUCGCGGGCCUUGGGCGAUUUGACGGGGAUCAAGAAGCAUUUCUGCAGAAAACACGGGGAGAAGAAGUGGAAAUGCGAUAAAUGUUCCAAGAAGUAUGCAGUUCAAUCAGACUGGAAGGCGCAUUCGAAGAUUUGUGGAACCAGAGAGUACAAAUGUGAUUGUGGAACUCUGUUUUCGAGGAGGGAUAGUUUCAUUACACACAGGGCUUUUUGUGAUGCAUUAGCAGAGGAAAGUGCAAAAACCCAGACUCUUGUUGCACCUACAAGUCCUGAUGAGGAUAAAAAUGUUGAAGCUGCUGCAUCACCACCACAAUCGCCACCACCGCAGGCCUCUCCUGCACCGCCGUCGCGGGCCUCUCCUGCACCACCACCAGCACCGCCUUCACAGGCUCCAGCACCUCCAGUUCCUCCUUCAACUGCUGUGUUGUCCUCUGUUUUGCCUGUUCGGAGUCCAGAGUUGCUAGAAAGCAGCAGCCCGAAUCCCACGACGACACAGAUUCCAGAGGAAACACCAUCAGUAACGAACUUGACCGCAAGCUGCGGUGGCAGCGGCAGCAGCAGCAGCUCUAGCAGUAAUGGAAGCUCAAGCAGUAAUGUCUUUGCUAGCCUGUUCGCUUCAUCGACAUCUUCGGGAAGUCUUCAUUCUCAAACGACUGGAUUUACAAACUUGUUUGGAGCCAUAGCUCGUCCCACCUGUACACCAGACGUACCACCAUCUUCGUCUUCAGAACCCGUAUCCCUUUGUCUUGCAAUGAGUCAAGGGUCAUCGAUUUUUGGAACGGCAGGGCAAGAACGCAGGCAGUAUGCUCCUGCCCCACAGCCUGCAAUGUCUGCCACAGCAUUGCUACAGAAGGCAGCUCAGAUGGGCGCUGCUGCAUCAAAUGGUUCACUGCUGCGGGGACUUGGUAUCGUGUCUUCUUCCUCAUCCUCCACUGGUCCUCAGGAAUGGAGUCAGCAGCGACUCGAGCCUGACGGUUUAUCAUUAGCCGCCGGUCUCGGUCUGGGACUGGCCUGUGAUGGCGGGUCGGGCUUGAAGGAAUUGAUGUUGGGAACUCCAUCCGUCUUCGGUCCUAAGCACCCUACCCUUGACCUGCUUGGGUUGGGGAUGGCUGCUAGCGGUGGCUCGACUGACGGCCUAUCAGCUCUGAUGACUUCCAUCAACGGCGGCCUUGACGUUUCCGCUGCACCACCCCCAUUUGGUGGUGGUGAAGAAUUUGGUAGCAAAGACAUACGUAGAAGCUGGUGACUUGGGAUAGCCAUAUUGCAUUACAUGUCCAUAUGGUUCUUUCGUUACAGAACUCGUCUUUUAGCAACAUUUGUUAGCCCACACGUUGUUGCUCACAAACACACUAGUUGGUGGAGGCAGAGGAGCAGUUGAACCUCUUCAAUGUUGUUGCCUGCCGCCUCUUGAUGGAAAUGGCCAGAGUCACAGGGCCAGUUUUUGGCCUUUUUCUAAUAUAUUAAGUAAUUAAAACUUUUAAUAUGUUCCUACCCCUUUAUAAAUUAAUACACGCUUAGAACUCAUUAAUGUUGGAAACAGUCAACUUGAUUAUUUAUGUGGAGAGUGGAACCAAAUUUACUGUA